Messenger RNA from Beta vulgaris subsp. vulgaris (sugar beet), 2762 nucleotides. RefSeq lists its product as hypothetical. The transcript is spliced from 3 exons. Gene Ontology annotation, cellular component: plasma membrane. Gene Ontology annotation, molecular function: transmembrane transporter activity. The coding region runs from base 210 to 2672 and encodes 820 amino acids. Gene Ontology annotation, biological process: transmembrane transport. Lineage: Eukaryota; Viridiplantae; Streptophyta; Magnoliopsida; Caryophyllales; Amaranthaceae. The record is from RefSeq and is a predicted model, not a curated record.
UGGCCACUUCUCCUUACUGUUCUCUAACUCCUUGUCUUUCUUUAUAUUAGUCUCAAUCAAUAACUCAGAAUAUUUCUGAAGCUACAAUAGUAACCAAAUUAUCACUCAGAAUAUUUCUGAAGCUACAAUAGUAACCAAAGUAUCAUAUUCUUGAGACAAAACUGGCUAGUAAGCUCAUGAUCUUAGCUUAAUUAUCAUCAAAUAUAGCUAUGAAUAAUACAACCAUGUUCAACAGCGUGCAAUGGAUUCGAACUCGCGAUUUUUGGAAAUCGAGCCUAAUAGCAGCUUCAAGAACAGCAUUAGCUUGUGUUAUAGUAGGAUGCAUUACUCUAUAUGGUCCAAACUCAGUAAAAAAACAAGUUACAUUCCCUGCAUUUUCUUAUGUAGCUAUGAUACUUAUUGUCACCAAUGCCACCUUAGGCGACACCAUUCGAGGCCUUUGGCUAGCGUUUUACGCGACGCUACAAACUGUUUGUCCGGCCAUCUUGUGCCUUUGGAUGAUGGGCGGACCUACUAGCCUCUCUGUUGUAUCGACAUCCGUUGUGUUGGCUAUUGCAGCUUUCUUUAUUGCGUUCCCUCAAUCAACUCAUGCUGUGGCUAAGAGAAUUGCUUUAGGCCAACUUGUGAUUAUUUAUGUUAUUGGUUAUAUCAAUGCUCAUCAACUUGAUGCUGUCAUGCAUCCUAUGCGUGUUGCUGCUAGUACUGCUGUUGGUGCUUUCGCUUGUUUUUUGGCCUUGUUGCUUCCAUAUCCUCACCUUGCUUCAUCUCAGGUGAAAGAAAACAGCAAAUUAUUUGCAGAGAACGCGUCAGAGAGGCUAAAGUUGUUUGUGAAAGCAUUUUGUGCUGAAGAUAUUACAACUUCACAAGCAUUGAUCUCUCAAGCCAAAAGCUUAGCUGGUAAAGCUAGGAAAUAUCUUCAAUGUAUCAAAUCCAAACAAGAAAGCAUGCAUUGGGAGAGGUUUUUCAUUCAGUAUCUUAGAAACUAUUGUAAGAAUCCAGGGGAUAGAUUUCAAGAACUUGAGACACCAUUAAGAGGGAUGGAAAUCGCGCUAAUGAACGCGCGAGUUCCUGUUUCAAUACUUGAUCAACGGGUGAAAGAUGGGAUGGACAUAACACAAGGAGAAAUCAGCCAAAAUCUAUAUCAACUUAGGAGUCAUAUGCCUUGUGAAACACUAACUUUCCCUGAAUCAGGUGAAGGACAAGUUAUGAACUUCCUUCAAAAACUUGAAACACUUCCAUCAAAUGAGUCAAAUUUACCCUCUUAUUUCUUCUUCUUUUGUAUGAAACUAUUACACUCUCAAUCUAGAGCCAUGACUAUUCCUCAAAAUUCACCAAAACUUGACCAAAAAACCUUAAAAAAACAACCAUAUGACAAGACUAUAGAACACCAAAAUGGGUUUUCUUUUAAAUUGGUUUGGGCUAACUGGCCCACUUCACUCUUCAAGGAAAGACUUAUCAUUGCACUUAGAUGCUCGCUAUCGUUGGGCUUUGCCGUGUUAUUUGGGCUUUAUUAUAGUAAGCCCAAUGGGUUCUGGUCAGGCCUACCUGUAGCUGUGAGUUUUGCAGCAGCUAGAGAGGCUACUUUUAAGGUUGCCAAUGUUAAGUUCCAAGGAACAGUUAUUGGCAAUGUAUAUGGAGUUUUAGGCUGUUUUAUUUUCGAAAGAUUUGUACAAAUAAGGUUCAUAGCACUUAUACCUUGGUUCAUUUUCACCAGUUUUCUUCAACAGAGCAAAAUGUAUGGGCAAGCAGGGGCAGUUUCUGCAGUUAUUGGUGCAAUUCUGAUAUUAGGCCGAAGAAAUUUUGGUCCACCAUCUGAUUUUGCCAUAGCAAGAAUUGUGGAAACUUUCAUUGGUUUAUCUUGCUCAAUUGUUAUUGAUCUAUUGUUACAUCCUACUAGAGGUGCAACACUAGGGAAAGUUCAACUAGCCAAAACACUCGGCGCGCUUCAUGGCUCAUUCAUCUCCAUUGAUCUCUUUACAAUGUCGAAAAACGAGCUACUUGUGAGCGCAAAAAACAUCAAAGUUCAAGUCAAGGAGCUAGAAAAAUAUGUUGGUGAAGCUGAGGCAGAACCAAAUUUUUGGUACUUGCCUUUUAAUACUCCUUGUUACAAGAAGUUGAUGGGUUCAUUCUCAAAUAUGGGUGAUCUCUUGCUUUUUGUGGCUAAUGCUAUUGGAUUCCUAGAAGAGCAAAUCCAAAGACUUGAUGUGAUUGGAAUCAAGGAUGAAUUGGAUAAGAUUAAUGGUGAUGUUAAACAUGUAGGAAAAAUUAUAGCCACUUUAAUGAAAUCCUUUCAAGAGACUACUUCUGUUAAGUCAUUGUUAGUACUUGAAAAGGACUUCACUAAAAGUGGCAAAACAUUUGAUCUUGAGUUGGGAAAAUCGACGAAUUUCGCCUUGAUGAUUGUGGAAGAUAAAGAUGUGGAGAAGAUCAUAAGCUUGUACCUAGAGCAUUUGAAGGAUGUAUUUGAUAAAAUUCAGUUUCCAGAGGAUGAGGAAGAGAUGAAGAGUCAGAUUGUUAUGAGUUUUAGUGCAAUUGGAUUUUGCUUAAGUUGUUUGAUGAGGGAAACAAAAGAGAUUGAGAAAGGAAUCAAGGAACUUGUUCAGUGGGAAAAUCCCACAAGUCAUGUAAAUCUUCAUGAAAUAUCAUGUAAAAUUCAUGCAUUAUACGAUUAAAUUUUACUAGAGAAAACUUUCCAAAUCAUGAAAUAAUGAAAGACUGAUUAUUAUUGAUAUUGAAGUACAUUCAUAUUUAUCUUUAUUCAA